CAUAUGUCUGAAUGUCAACCGUGUCUACUUUUCCCUCAACUUACCUUUUGAAAUGGACAUUGUGGACAACGUUCCGUCUCCAUGUGAAGACGUUUAACAUCGUUACGACUGACGCAUCACCCAUUCAAACUACAGCGGUAGAGGAGAAGCGUCAAGUCGUCAUCGAUGCCAGCGAUUCCGUUUUCUCAACAGGGAGAAGGGUCCAGUUUGCGACCUGAUUCAAUUUCACCGUCCGUGUCUGUCUCAAGUGCCCGCUCCCUCCCUUUCAGAUCACCACACCACCGGCACGAGCGAUGAUCGAGCACGUGUUCGUGAUCAGGGUGGAAAAGGUGACGGGCCUGACUCCUCUGCAGUCGACAGUGUGGGGGGAGGCCGACUGUUACAUCCAGUACGCCUUCCCCUGCCAGGAAGGCGCUGAUGCGGACGCCACCCUCGACGAAUAUAACACCAACUUGAAGCCUUUUCGUACCACCACCACUCUGUGUGUGCCCGACCCCAUAUUUGGCCACACGGAGACGCACGCCCUCUUGGCUCCCCAAGGCGUUCCCGUUCAGAAGCUACUGCUCAGCUCUCUUUCCAGCCAAGGUCUAAGUGGCGGAGGGGGUGUCCAUUUUGAAGUGUGGUGCAG
Molecule: messenger RNA, 628 nt
Organism: Hippocampus comes (tiger tail seahorse)
Lineage: Eukaryota; Metazoa; Chordata; Actinopteri; Syngnathiformes; Syngnathidae
Product: C2 domain-containing protein 3-like
Exons: 2
Biological process (GO): protein localization to centrosome; centriole elongation; cilium assembly
Cellular component (GO): microtubule organizing center; centriole; centriolar satellite
Source: RefSeq, a predicted model, not a curated record